Engraulis encrasicolus (European anchovy) is the source of this 1605-nucleotide messenger RNA. RefSeq names its product adhesion G protein-coupled receptor E3-like. The coding region runs from base 86 to 1567 and encodes 493 amino acids. NCBI's taxonomy places the organism in Eukaryota, Metazoa, Chordata, Actinopteri, Clupeiformes, Engraulidae. The transcript has 11 exons. Gene Ontology annotation, molecular function: G protein-coupled receptor activity. Gene Ontology annotation, cellular component: plasma membrane. The record is from RefSeq and is a predicted model, not a curated record. Gene Ontology annotation, biological process: adenylate cyclase-activating G protein-coupled receptor signaling pathway; cell surface receptor signaling pathway.
UGUAGAUUGCAAACUGAACCUUCUGAAUUCAUCUAUAUCUACUACUCUGCCAGAGAAGACAGUGUCCAGUCUUGUGGAUGAUCUGAUGGACUCUCCCCCAGACAGACUGGCCUCCAGGGGAGAUGCUGUGCUUCAGUCCACUGAGGAACUGGUGUCCACCCUGGCCAAGCCCACAUUCACCCAGUCCAGCAGAAACCUCACCACCAACACCACAGCUGUGGAGAUCCUGAGCAUUGGGCCGAACACAUCCCUGACUGGAGUCUCUCAACUGAUGACCUCUAAUGUUAGUGUUGACAUCGACCUCCUGGGGAUCGCUCGCAACAACAACGGUUCAGCAUCAGUGGUGGUCAUAGUGUACAAGAGGAUGCAUGAAGUCCUCAAUGCGAGCCACUUCAAGAAAGAAGACAGUGGAGCCACAGCGACAAUGAUGUCCAACGUGGUCUCCAUUACUUUACCAAAUACGCAUAUUAAGACACUACCACAGCCCAUCAACAUCCGCAUGAAACACCUCAAGAAUGUGAGUGUCCAGGACAAGCGGUGGUGUGUGUACUGGAAAGUCUCUUCCUGGAUUCAAGAUGGCUGCCGUGUCAGUGCGACCAACUCCAGCCACACUACCUGCUCAUGUGAUCACCUCUCCACCUUUGCCCUCAUCAUGACGGUCGAUGACAACUUAAAGAGUGACCCUGUGAUGAGCAUUCUGAACACCAUCUUGGUGCUGAUUGGCCUGCUGUUCCUGACCUUGGCGGUGAUGACCUUUGCCCUCUGUCGAUGGAACCCCAGGGUGUCCAACGUGGCUCGCCUGAACCUGUGUGUGUGUCUGCUGCUGGCCCAUAGCCUCUUCCUACUUACACAAAACUUUAUCCGACGAAUCAGAGCCCACCAGGUUCUGUGCAGCGUCCUGGCUGGAGUUCUGCACUUCCUCUUCCUCUCCUCAUUCGUCUGGAUGUUCAUAGAGGCCGUGAUGCUCUUCCUGUCUGUACGGAAGCUCAGGCAGGUCAAACCUAGCGAGAGGGUGUGGCUACAGUGGAAAGUCACCGUCCCAAUUGGUUACGGGUUUGCUCUAAUCAUUGUGGGCGUGUCUGCUGGAGUGAACCCUGAAGGACACGGCAGUGAGAAGUGCUGGCUAGUGGAGGGCUUCAAAUGGAGUUUCCUUGGCCCUGUUUGUUUCCUCCUUGUUGUCAACACCAUACUCUUCGUCAUCAUCCUCAUCACCAUCCAGUCUACUCUGAAAGGUGUACGCAGCGACGUCUCAAAGGUCAAAUACACAAGGGUUCUGCUGUUCAAACUGACAGUCCAGUUCCUCAUCCUGGGUUGCCCCUGGUUACUGGGCAUGGGGGCAGCCACAAGUCGGGUUCUAGAGGUUCUCUUCCUGUUCCUCGCCUCCCAGCAAGGAACCGCCAUCUUCCUCAUCCACUGCCUCCUCAACACAGAGGUGCGGUGUCAGUACAGGAAGUGGUGGCAGAGGUUCGGGCUGUCCAGCAAGCAGCCAGAGUCAGGAACUGGGACAGGAUCAGGAACAGGAACUGGCUCCAUCAGUCUGACCCAACAGCCAAGCAGGGACACUUGAACACACAUUGCCCACACAUGCAUGCCCGCACACGCACA